AUGCAUAAACACAACGAAUCCCAAUUAAUCCUGACGGGAGUGAUAUGGUGGAUAUAUCCGCUAUUCCUGAAGGGUAUGAAAAAUAAUCGUUUGAAUUUCGACGACAUGUACCGGUGCUCACAAUACGACGCCUCCGAAUUAAUGACCGCAAAGCUCACUGACAAUCGGCUCCGGCAUAUGGUUGAGAUCAUAUCCGGUAUGCGAGUCAUCAAAAUGUAUUCCUGGGAACAGCCCUUCGCAGACCUCGUGGCUGAGGCACGA
Molecule: messenger RNA, 261 nt
Organism: Medioppia subpectinata
Lineage: Eukaryota; Metazoa; Arthropoda; Arachnida; Sarcoptiformes; Oppiidae
Source: the annotation of a GenBank genome assembly